Messenger RNA from Thyridium curvatum, 1806 nucleotides. RefSeq lists its product as uncharacterized. Gene Ontology annotation, biological process: mitotic DNA replication checkpoint signaling; DNA replication initiation; cell division. Gene Ontology annotation, molecular function: DNA replication origin binding; ATP hydrolysis activity. The transcript has 2 exons. NCBI's taxonomy places the organism in Eukaryota, Fungi, Ascomycota, Sordariomycetes, Thyridiales, Thyridiaceae. The record is from RefSeq and is a predicted model, not a curated record. Gene Ontology annotation, cellular component: nucleus. The coding region runs from base 1 to 1806 and encodes 601 amino acids.
AUGGCAGCCUCCGCGCUGGGCAAGAGGACUCGGAGGUCGACAGACGCAGACCUCGACCUCCCUGCCAAGCGAACGAGGCGGCAGACUCGCAGCUUCGAGAUCAACGAUGAAAACCAAGACCCCAACGAAGUCUCACCCCCGGAGCUUGACUCUUCCCUCGAGGACUCGCCCUCCAAGCGCCACAUCGACAGCGUCAGCCCUGUGAAGUUCCCCAUCACACCUACCACGCCUCGCUUCCGGGACGCUCUGGCCAAGAAUCCUAGCACACCCCGUCAGCGUGUCACGAUCACUGGCAAGUUCUCGAAGCGAUUGACACCGCAGUCACCCUUGACUCCGACUUCUUGCCAAACCGUCUACUACCAGGCGCGGCAACUGUUUUCCCGAAGCUCAGACCCGGGCCAAUUGAUUGGACGCGACGAGGAGCGGGCCAAGCUCCAGACAUUUCUCGACCGGUGCUCAACAUCACAUCCGGGAGGGUGCCUAUAUGUCAGUGGGCCGCCAGGCACGGGCAAGAGCGCUAUGUGCAACGAGAUCACGACACGGUUGGCCACAGAGCAUGGCUCCGUUCGAAAAGCAUAUAUCAACUGUAUGAGUAUCAAGUCGUCUACCGAUCUGUUCAUUACUCUGCUUGACCUCUUGGGAAUGGAGACAGCGAUGUGUGAGGAGGAUGCGGCGUCGUCAUUGGAGAAGGUUUUCAUCACCAAGAAGAAGUCGGCCGACGUCCACCUCGUCGUCUUGGAUGAAGUUGACCACAUUAUGACUCUGGAUCUGGAGAGCCUCUACCGUCUCUUCGAGUGGUCUAUGCAAAAGGGCUCGCGGCUCCUCUUGGUUGGCAUCGCCAACGCUCUUGAUCUGACCGACCGCUUCCUACCUCGCCUCAAGUCUCGAAACCUCAAGCCCGAGCUCCUGCCUUUCCUCCCUUACACUGCUCCUCAGAUCAAGAAUAUCAUCACGAACCGACUCAAGUCGUUGCUGCCAGCUGACACGACCACGCCCGACUACACACCGUUCUUCCACCCGGCAGCUAUUGAGCUCUGCUCGAGGAAAGUCUCGAGCCAGACCGGAGAUCUGCGCAAGGCAUUUGAGAUUCUACGCCGAGCUAUUGAUCUGAUUGAGUCGGAGACGAAGCAAAAGUACGAGAACGAGGCCAAAGAGGCGGCCCUGCAGAUGACGCCAUCUAAGAAGCCGUUGGGAGAGAACAACAAUUUGGCUUCUUCUCCAUCCAAGGCCGACAGGGGUGUGGCAGCCUCGAUCCUGGCGUCGCUCAAGAGCUUGACUGUGGAGAGCGCUCCGCGUGUGAGCAUUGGCCACCUCAACAAGGUUACCGCGGCAGCCUUCAGCAACGGUGCCAACCAGCGUCUCAAGACACUCAACCUUCAGCAAAAGGCUGCUCUGUGCUCUCUGAUGGCUCUGGAGAAGCGAAAUCGCGCCUCCAUGUCUCAGGUGAUCUCGGGCACACCAUCAAAGUCCAAGGUCACUGCGCCCACCAUCAAGACAUUAUUCGAUACCUACUGCCUGCUGUGCAAGCAGGACGCAAUUCUCCACCCCUUGUCGAGCUCCGAGUUCAGAGAAGUGGUGGGAAGUCUCGAGACCUUGUCGCUGGUCACGGCUGUCGACGGCAAGACGGGCUCCUUUGCCGCGCUGCAGACCCCUAGCAAGCGAGGAAGAAAGCCUGCAUUUAUUAGCGGCAACAGCGACGAGAAGCGCGUUGCGAGCUGCGUUGGCGAGAAGGAGAUGGGAAGUGCUCUGGAAGGACCAGGUUCCGACAUUUUGAAGAGCAUCAUGUUUGGCGAAGCAUUGGAUUAG